AAGAAGCGCAGCCUGUUCAGCUUCGGGAAGAAGAAAGCCGCAGACGAGUUCUCGAAGCCGGUAAAAUCGACCCCCAAGUCCGCCUCGCAGAACAGCAACAUCACAGGCAGCAGCGACAAGAACAUGUCACCUCCACGACGGACAACAACCGCGUCUCCCAUCCAGACCGACCAGUCGCACUAUGCACCCUCUUCCCCGGGGCGCUCCAUCCCGUUUGCCUCGUCUCCGCGCCUGUCCUCACCCGCCGGCAGCCAGAUUUUUGAACGCGACGUCCAAGAAAGCGCCUCAGGGCUGAUUCCCAACUCGCCCGCCAUCCCCUCGCACAUCCAAACCGAAAACUACAUCCCUCCCGUGCUGGACGCGUCGUCCGAAGCCAUCACCGACGAUCACCUCGACCCUGACAAUGUCGAGAUCAUCACGCACACGUCGCACACGCCCGCGGCCGUGGCCGUGACGAGCGCCAUCAGCAGCCACCACACGAGCCCGUACAACGAGCCGGCGUCGUCGUGGGCCGAUGAGCUGGCCGCCUUUUCGGCCGAGCGAACGGGCCGGUUCGACCGCGCGGGCUUCGCCGGCGGCGACGGCGCCUCCAACUACGGCAGUUUCGACACGACCGACGUGCGCCGCCUGAGCUUCAUCUCGUUUGCCGACGUCGUGCAAGCCGAGCAACACCAACAACAGCAACACGUCGCCGGCUCCCGCGAUAGCAUGCACCUCGCCGGCCUGACGUCGCUCACGCCCGCCGCCAUGGGGAUACACAACAACAACAACGCCGCGGGGAUGAACCGGAACCGCUCGCCCAGCCCAAUCCGCUCGCGCUCGCCCCCGGCUGCCGGCGCCCGCGGAACCGGAGUCGGAGCCGGAACCGUCCCCAGCCCGCCCACCAGCAAGUCAGGCUCGGUAAAGGGGCUGGACAUGUCGGCCGGCUCGUCCUCGCCGGGCGGCGGGGAGAUUGCCAUUGAGACCAUGAGCCAGGCGCUCAGACGCACGGGGAGUGGUGAGCUG
This is a messenger RNA of Canariomyces notabilis, 1005 nucleotides long. RefSeq lists its product as uncharacterized. The transcript has 2 exons. The annotation marks the transcript as partial. NCBI's taxonomy places the organism in Eukaryota, Fungi, Ascomycota, Sordariomycetes, Sordariales, Chaetomiaceae. The record is from RefSeq and is a predicted model, not a curated record.